AUGAAACUGCACGUACCUAAGUUUCUGCUGGAUCCUAGCAACCCAGCUGGGUAUACUGUUAGGACUGUUACCGACUUCGUCAAUGACAGCACUAGGCUAGUUCGUAAAUGUACUAAACCAGACAGGAAAGAGUACGGGCGCAUUUUACGAGCUUGCUCUGUUGGAUUCUUCAUCAUGGGAUUUAUCGGCUACAUGGUGAAACUAUUAUUCAUCCCAGUCAACAACAUACUGGUCGGCGUUACCGGCAAGUACGGUGUUCGCUACGGAGCCUCUUUGAGGAAGCAGGCCAGGAAGAUCUUGUUGCUCCAACACACGUCAUACAACUGCCCCUUUUGUGGAAAGGAUGCCACACGCUGGAAGGCCGUAGGUAUCUGGGAAUGCAAACGCUGCAAGAGGCGUGUAGCAGGCGGAGCCUGGUCAAUGAGUACUUCGACUGGUUCGACCAUUAAGUCGACUGUUGAGCGUCUGUACAAGCAGAAUGUCGAGGCUCAGUAA
Messenger RNA from Babesia sp. Xinjiang, 495 nucleotides. RefSeq names its product 60S ribosomal protein L37a (gene rpl37A). Bases 1 to 495 code for a protein of 164 amino acids. Gene Ontology annotation, cellular component: membrane; ribosome. Lineage: Eukaryota; Apicomplexa; Aconoidasida; Piroplasmida; Babesiidae. Gene Ontology annotation, molecular function: transmembrane protein transporter activity; structural constituent of ribosome. Gene Ontology annotation, biological process: translation; protein targeting. The record is from RefSeq and is a predicted model, not a curated record. The transcript has 3 exons.